Fonsecaea pedrosoi CBS 271.37 is the source of this 1806-nucleotide messenger RNA. RefSeq lists its product as uncharacterized. Gene Ontology annotation, molecular function: acetylpyruvate hydrolase activity. The transcript has 4 exons. The record is from RefSeq and is a predicted model, not a curated record. Bases 1 to 1806 code for a protein of 601 amino acids. Lineage: Eukaryota; Fungi; Ascomycota; Eurotiomycetes; Chaetothyriales; Herpotrichiellaceae.
AUGGCUACAUCAGCAACACCUGGUGGCGGCGGGGUUUCUCCCAUCAAGAGCUUGACCAACUAUGCAUCGUAUAUCCCAGAGGGAAGCAAAAGGCCGCGAAUUGGACAUCUUGACCUGGACUCCAACACCGUCACACCUCUCUCUUACAUCUCCGGCACACCGAUAAGGAGUCUUUACGAGGUGAUUGAAGUGGGCGAAGACGCCAUCAUCCAAGCCGGAGAGCCGUUCCCGCGGAGCAAGGCGAGAUUGUUACCCCCGAUUUAUGGCCGGGAUAUUCUUGCCGUUGGGAAGAACUAUGCAGCCCAUGCCAAAGAGUUCAAUGCUUCCGGCUAUGACAGCUCUGACAAGGUCGAUAUGCCAACUCAUCCCGUCAUCUUCACCAAGCGGUGGACAUCUGCUAUCGCAGAUGGGGACGAGAUAUUCCCCCAUCCAGGCUUCACCGAGUCGGUGGACUAUGAAGGCGAGAUCGGGGUCAUUGUAGGCAAGUCUGGAUUCCAGAUUGACGAAAAGGAUGCCCUCGAGCAUGUCUGGGGGUUUACCAUUAUCAAUGAUGUGACGGCUCGCGAACGGCAGCGGGACCAUAAGCAGUUUUACCUGGGGAAAUCACCCGAUACCUUUGCGCCAAUGGGUCCGAUCGCGGUCCCAAAGGAGCAUCUUCCAAAGGUGCUUACUGUCCAAACUGUCGUGAAUGGCGAGAAGCGACAGGAAGCGACAACCGACGACUUGAUCUUCAGCAUCCCGACAUUGAUCGAGACACUGUCCGCAGCGCAGACACUGCAACCAGGGGAUGUGUUGGCCACUGGAACCCCGGCCGGUGUUGGAUUUGGCUUUGAUCCCAAGGUGUGGCUGCACCCUGGCGACGAGGUCAAGAUCUCCGUAACAGGCCUUGGAACCUUGACAAACAAAAUUGCGAGUCCAGAGUCGAGGAUUAGCAUCCUCAAUCACAUUGUCUCGCCUGCCGUGCCCGUUGUGAAUGACCGGACGGUCGAGGGCCGUGGACUCAGCUCUGUUGGCUCGAAGCGGCUGUUCUACCAGCGAAAAGGCGGUGAUGAUGCUGGGCGGCCCAUCUAUUUCAUUCAUGGACUCGGCGGCACUUCAGAAUAUUUCGGCCCACUAAUGACAAGGCUGGGGAACUCCUGGACAUAUCACCUGGCAGAUCUCGAGGGCCACGGGCUAUCGCCCACAUCCGCGACGAGCAAGCUGAGCAUCGCUUCUUUUGCCUCGGAUGCGUAUCAGCUUUGCUCCCAGGCAGGUAUCACCUCCGAGUCCGGCCUCACCGUGGUCGCACAUUCGAUGGGCUGCUUGGUUGCGAUGAAACUGGCCCUGGAUCAUCCGGAUUUGGUCAAGACGCUCAUCCUGCAAGGGCCCGGCCCUUCACCGCUCCCAGAAGCCGCCAGCAAAGCCACAUACGCCAGGGCUGCCCUUGCUCGGGAAAAGGGCAUGCUGGGGGUGGUGGAUGCGGUCGUGGGCGCAGGCACAUCCGAUUACAGCAAGGCACAUAAUCCUCUCGCAAUCGCCGCCGCUCGAGUCUCCUUGUUGGGACAAGACGCCGAAGGAUAUGCAAAGGCCUGUACUGCACUGGCAGACUCGCGCGCCGACACGUUGGACAUCUCAGCGUUGAAGGCGAGAGUGUUGAUCAUCACGGGAGAGGAGGAUAAAGUGUCGCCGCCGGAUAUGUGCAAGAGGAUGAAGGAACAAAUGCCCAACUGCGAGGAUGUUGUUGUGCUUCCGCAGGUUGCGCAUUGGCACUUGUUUGAAGCAACCGAGAGUGUUUGUUCAGCUGUCACCGACUUCCUGGGUAAGUAA